Molecule: messenger RNA, 1371 nt
Organism: Penicillium argentinense
Lineage: Eukaryota; Fungi; Ascomycota; Eurotiomycetes; Eurotiales; Aspergillaceae
Exons: 2
Coding region: 1-1371 (456 amino acids)
Source: RefSeq, a predicted model, not a curated record
AUGGGCUCGCCAGAUUUCGAUCAGGACAUCUCUCCUAUCCCCCGCUCGCGGGAGGAGAACCAAGAGAGAGCAUUCAUCGCCGCCUCGCGGCGCAAAGACCGCAGUCUGGAUGCGCGUCUGGAGUCGGCCAACCGGGCUUCGAUGUUGCAUAAGAAGCGCACCGGCAAGGCCUUCCACAUCACCAAGGAGAUCGUCGAGAAAGAAGCCAUGUACGAAGAAGUCGAUGAGCGCUAUCAAGAGAAGCGCAUCCGCAUGUUACAGGCCCAGAACAUGCAGAUCGAAGAGCAAUUCCACCGCCAUCUGCUCGCGGCCUUUGCGGCCCGCGCCAACAACGGUACCGGCUCGGCCGCCUCGUCCAUCCACAGUCGACGAGCCAGUAUGGCUCCCCGUGGAUCCAUCGAUGGCAGCAGCUCCUCGCGCAAGAUGAGCCUGGACCUGUCCAACCUGCGCUCGCCAUUUCCCCACGGCAUGGAAUCGGGCUCCCUCGCCAGCCCCAUGACGGCCAGCGACGGCUACGUGAUGUCGCCCUCUACCAAUUUCGACUCCAGCGCCCAGUCCUACAUGACCUGCAUGGAUGGCUCUGAUGGCACGGCCUCUUCCUACUCCAACAUGGUUGCAUCCACAGCCGCCUCAGCCUCGUCGCAGAUUCCGGCAUACGUCACGCAGCCAUCGGCAGGGGCACCACCCGCCCAAAUGCCCUCUGCCUGGCAACAGGUCCAACCCUCAUGGGCGACCAUGCAGCAGCAGAUCCCAACCCCCAACCAAACCCCUAAUGACAACCACGCCGUGCAUAUGUGGCAGCAGCAAAUGAUGCAGCAAGCGACAAUGCCUGCCGACCCGUCCCUCCACAUCCGGCAAUUCAGAGAUCGCCUGGCUUCCGCCCCAGAGCUACCCAUGCACAAUGGGAUGCCACCCGUCUCUGUUCCCUCCAUUUCCGGCCCCGGCACCGGCACCGGCACCGGCCACACUGGACUCGGCCACUCGCGCGGCUCCUCGCAGCCAAGCAACAGACACAGCUUCCACAACCUCCACCUCCUCACCCAGGGUACCCACCUGGCCCAGAUGGCGCCCUCCAGCACCAGCUCGCCUAAGAUCGAGUCUCUGUCCGCGGAGACGCAGUCCACCCCGGACUUCUGCCCGACCCCCAACACUCCCCUGUCGCCGACGGCGCUGGCUGCUGUGCACACCACCGUACCGACGACCAAGGAGGAUGAUGGUGUGAUGGUUUCCCACGAAGAAUUGGAUCCGGACUACAAUGAGUUCAGCCAAUUCGCACUGGGGCUGGGUGGGAACUCAUCUCUACAGGAGCGAGAGUCCUUCGGGUUCGACGAAUUUGUCACCAUCGAUGAAUUUGGCACCGUGUCAUGCUGA